AUGAAUGAUCCUCCUGUCCUGUUGGGGGUCUCUGGGCCCCCCGGGACUGCGAAUCUCGCCGAUGCUCGGGGCGUCCUGGGGCGUGCCGGGUCCUCUUCGCGCAAGCUGGGGCGCGGGGCGGUCCUGGCUCCCGGUGGUCGGAAUCCCGCGGUGGCGGGGGCGGCAGCGGAGACAAGGGCGAGCGGAAGCCCAGUGGGGGCACCGGACAACAGCCCGGCGGCUGAGAACCUGGUCUGUGAGCCCUGGGUCAGAGAGAAAGUGCUCUUCCUUCUGCACCCAGAGAGGUGGUUGGGGACUCAACGGGACCCUGCGCGGGAAGAAGUGGCCGGUAGGGACGAUCUUUUUCAGGCGGCGGGAGACGACUGGGAACCCGACUGCCGGUCUCUCUUUCCGCGAGAAAAGCGAGUUUUGGGCAGCCGUGUAGACGCUCCCUUCAGAGCUCUGCCGCGGGACCCUGCAGCCCCACCCAGGUCGGUGCUCGUGCGGAUUGUGGACUAUCAGGCGACAGAAGAAGUCCUGUGGACCGCAUGGAGGAAGGGGCAGAUGACCGCACGGACCGAGGAGCACUCCAUGAGCGCGAUCACUUUUCGCACCAACAGGGAGUGAAGCGCCUGGCUGUGGGCGCCAGGACUCCGGAGAACCCCGGGCUCUCCCGCAUGAGGAGAGGCGCCCCGAGUCCACCUGCGGGGAGAUCACCUCGCGGUCCCCAGGGAC
This is a messenger RNA of Enhydra lutris kenyoni (northern sea otter), 714 nucleotides long. Its product is annotated as chromosome unknown C6orf141 homolog. The transcript has a single exon. Bases 1 to 606 code for a protein of 201 amino acids. NCBI's taxonomy places the organism in Eukaryota, Metazoa, Chordata, Mammalia, Carnivora, Mustelidae. The record is from RefSeq and is a predicted model, not a curated record.